Molecule: messenger RNA, 724 nt
Organism: Bipolaris maydis ATCC 48331
Lineage: Eukaryota; Fungi; Ascomycota; Dothideomycetes; Pleosporales; Pleosporaceae
Source: RefSeq, a predicted model, not a curated record
AUGCCUGAACGAAUCCCCAUCUAUCCAGUGGUAUCCCGCGACUCCGAACAACUCGCGUAUCUCCGGCCUACGGGCCUUGUUGAUCUUACAAGCACAGUAAUCGAGAUUUUUCCCCGUUCGAUGAACGCAAAAGCGAAAGAUUUCCAUGCUGAAGCUGACACCCAGCCGGACAUUGUUCCCGACCCCUUGGUGUCCACUCAGGAACCAGAAAUCCCAUCCACAGCAGUGCAGCUUGUAAGGCCCGGGCAGGACUACGAUCAACCAACACCCGUCCAAGUACCAGAGACCGCAAACGCAUCGAUGCAGAAAUUUCGGGACAUGUCGAGCGACACUUACCAGGCUUCUCUCGCCGCAACGUGGGGCACAGCCUCCGUCAAUAGCAAUUACGACCUGGAUGCGUACUUGGAGAGGCGCAGGAAAGGGAUCGAGGGCUGCAAGGAUUUCUUCAUGGAUGCGGAGGGCGACAAAUCGCUUCAGGCUGUUCAGGAGCUCUUAUUGAAGUGGACGACCGUGGACGAUCCUGUUGUUUGGGAGAAUAAUGGCAAACAACUAAGACUACUCACUCAGAGGCCCUGAGAGCAGCAUGGGCUGAAUGGCUUUCUCGAUGUGCUUAUGUUCUCAAAACAUUGUUAGGAUCAUUUUUUAAAGAUUAUCCAUAACAUUCUACUAGAAAGAGUAUUCUAUCUAGGCUAGCAGCACACGGAAUAAAAGUAGAUCACCUGAU